Messenger RNA from Aspergillus niger, 1902 nucleotides. RefSeq lists its product as uncharacterized. The record is from RefSeq and is a predicted model, not a curated record. The transcript has 2 exons. Gene Ontology annotation, biological process: coenzyme A biosynthetic process. Lineage: Eukaryota; Fungi; Ascomycota; Eurotiomycetes; Eurotiales; Aspergillaceae. Gene Ontology annotation, cellular component: phosphopantothenoylcysteine decarboxylase complex. Gene Ontology annotation, molecular function: phosphopantothenoylcysteine decarboxylase activity; FMN binding. Bases 1 to 1902 code for a protein of 633 amino acids.
AUGGCUGUCGGUUUUGGCGCAACUUUUACCUCAACAUCGACUGGUGUCGCAACGGUGGUUUCAAAGGGUGUCUGGUCGACGGAAAUGGAGGUCACUACAGAGCAGGGAGGAAAGUUAACUGAACAUAACACUACGAUCCCCAUGCAAAUAGAUAAUCAAAUACAAGAAGCCCCGGGCUCUUCUCCUCGUCGUCGGCGACGCUUACUUCUCUCCACCGAGAGUGCCUUCGUCGACAACAUACUUCCAUCGCUGGUUCAGAAUCCCGAUAUCGAAAUACGAUUGAUCACCGACGAGCCCUCCGCCCUUCUGUCGGGCGCAAGCAAGGUUCCUCAUUAUAUGGACACAGUGGAUAGUCAAACAUUCGAAAAGAAGACUGGGGCUCGGAAAUGGCUAAAGGCCAAGGCGGCGGAAUUGUGCGAGUGGGCUGAUAUGCUGUUGGUUGCGCCGAUAGACGCCGGAGCGUUGGGGUCGAUGCUGUAUGGUUUGACCAACACCUUGACGUUGGCGCUCCUGCGGGGUUGGAUGUCGUCCAAGCCGGUUGUUCUGAUCCCUGGCAUGACGGUCUCGGAAUGGCACCAUCCGCUAAGUAAAAGGCAACUGCGAGAGGUGGCAGAUUUCUGGCCAUGGAUAAGUGUGGUGUCGCCGGUGCUGUGGGAAUCGGUCAGUCCGGAGGAGCUGGUUCAGUUACCAUGGGAAGGUCUGAAAGAACUGCAUGAGGUUCUCGAACGAACUUUGGGCCUUUCAUUCUCUCAGGUCUUCACUAAGCCUGGCCAGCUUUCAGAUCCGACAUACCCGACCGGCAUGUCAGAGCAGACGCCUGGCGACGCGGCGUCCACGGUAUCGCGACACCUUCUGCAUCGAAGCAGUAAACCGGAAAAUGGCCCGCGCUCGCUACCCAUGGAGCUAUGGCUCAACAUCUUCGAAGACCAAUUACACGACUGGGAGAUCGCAAAGGCAGUUGGCAUCCCAACCAAUCUGCCCGUGCCGAAGGAAUGGCAAAAUCACCUGUUAAAGAUGUCGACCCCAGCCUCCUUGGAAUAUACCAUCCUCAGAGGAUCCUUCGCCGCAAUUAAGAAGCGCAUUGACAGCCUGCCACGAUGGAAGCCCCUCUCCGACCUUGUAUGCCACCUCAUCUUCAAAUUCUCUCGCACCGACAUCCUCUCUUACCUCACUGAAAACCACCUCGAUCUACUCUGGACCACCUCUCGACUCACCAACCUCCCAUACCGCGCAUCCGCCAUCUACGGAAACCCCAACAUUCUCACCUGGUGGCGCGAUGCGCCCGCCCUUCCCAACAAAGAAUACAUCGCCGACGCAAUGGAUGGGGCCUCCCGCGCCGGCUUCGUCAACGUCUUAGAAUGGUGGCGAACCUCCGGCCUCGAACUUCGGUAUACCGAGCGCGCACUCGAAGCCGCCAGUGCCGAAGGCCGAGUAGCCGUCCUCGCCUGGUGGAAAGCCGCCUCGGCCAACGCACCCCCUUCCAACCCUAUCCCCCUCAAAGUCGGCAAGUCCGUCCUUCUUGCUGCCCAAUCCGGCCGCACCGCUUCCCUAGCCUGGUGGGACGCCUCCGGCAUUCCCUACAGCCAUGGUGAAUCCGUUGCCCGCAUCGCCAGCACCCACGGCCACGUCCACGUCCUCGAAUUCUGGCACCGCCUGAAAGGCGCCAAAAUGAUAUUCGACAGCCAAGUCCUCGUCGGGCCCACCAAGAACGGCCACGACAAUGUCCUGGAAUGGUGGCGUCGAAGCGGUCUCCGCGUAGAGUUCAAAACCUGCGAUAUCGAAGAAGCUCUCGAAGACGCCGACCCGGUUUCCGGUGCUGAAGAACGUGUUCGUAGAUGGUGGGCCCGGAAUGGUCUUAACCUGGGUGUUGGGACGAGUUUAUGUUCUCCUACUCCUUGUUAA